Messenger RNA from Polychytrium aggregatum, 342 nucleotides. Its product is annotated as yippee zinc-binding/DNA-binding /Mis18, centromere assembly-domain-containing protein. The record is from RefSeq and is a predicted model, not a curated record. The coding region runs from base 1 to 342 and encodes 113 amino acids. The transcript is spliced from 4 exons. NCBI's taxonomy places the organism in Eukaryota, Fungi, Chytridiomycota, Chytridiomycetes, Polychytriales. Gene Ontology annotation, cellular component: ubiquitin ligase complex.
AUGGGCAUUAUCUUCAAGCGCUACCUGGACCCGGAGACAUCGACCUCGAGAAUCUUUGGCUGCACCGUCUGCAAAACACAUCUGUCGUCAAGCGACGAGAUUAUCUCCAAGGAGUUCCGAGGACAGCAUGGCAAGGCGUAUUUGUUCAAGACCGUCAUAAAUAUUUACGAAGGCGAGCUUUCGGAGCGCUCCAUGACGACUGGCGUCCAUGUUGUUCGCGAUAUCUAUUGCGUCUGCUGCAGCUCGAUCAUCGGAUGGAAAUAUGAAAAGGCGUACGAGGGUUCUCAAAAGUACAAGGAAGGACUAUUCAUCAUGGAACGCCUCCUGCUGACAGAGCUCUGA